This is a messenger RNA of Miniopterus natalensis, 1184 nucleotides long. Its product is annotated as C-C chemokine receptor type 2-like. The record is from RefSeq and is a predicted model, not a curated record. Lineage: Eukaryota; Metazoa; Chordata; Mammalia; Chiroptera; Miniopteridae. Gene Ontology annotation, cellular component: membrane; external side of plasma membrane; cytoplasm. Gene Ontology annotation, molecular function: C-C chemokine receptor activity; C-C chemokine binding. Gene Ontology annotation, biological process: positive regulation of cytosolic calcium ion concentration; calcium-mediated signaling; cell chemotaxis.
CCAGAGCUGCUCAGUUCAGUCGCUGAGAAACCUGACAAACCUGUGCUACUUGGAAGAAGCCAUCCUCUGGACGGAGGAAGAUGGGUGACAACGACACGUUGACCCUGCUCAGCCACAGCAUGCUGUCCACAGCUCACUCUCUGCUGAACGAUGAAGAACCCACCACUUUUGACUAUGGGGACAAUGGUGUCCCCUGCAGAAAAGAUGACGUGAGACAAAUCGCCUCCCGGCUCCUGCCUCCGCUCUACUCGCUGGUGUUCAUCUCGGGCUUUGUGGGCAACCUGCUGGUCGUCCUCAUCCUGAUCAACUGCAAGAAGCUGAAGAGCAUGACUGACAUCUACCUGCUCAACCUGGCCAUCUCGGACUUGCUCUUCCUGCUGACCCUCCCCGUGUGGAUUCACUCUGCCACCGAUGAGUGGGCCUUGGGGAACGUCAUGUGCAAAGUGUGCACAGGGAUGUACCACGUGGGAUAUUUUGGGGGCGUCUUCUUCAUCAUCCUCUUGACCAUUGACAGGUACCUGGCCAUUGUCCAUGCCGUGUUUGCUUUGAAGGCCAGGACGGUCACGUUCGGGGCGGUGACGAGCGGGGUCACCUGGGUGGUGGCCGUGUUCGCCUCUCUCCCAGGAAUCAUCUUCACCAAGGCCCAGUUCGAAGAGUCCGCUUACUCCUGUGGCCCUUAUUUUCCAGUCGAGUGGAAGAACUUCCAUGCGAUAGUGAGGACCACCUUGGGCCUGGUCCUGCCGCUGCUCGUCAUGGUCGUCUGCUACUCGGGCAUCCUCAAGACCCUGCUCCGGUGUCGGAACGAGAAGAAGAGGCACAAGGCCGUGAGGCUCAUCUUCGUCAUCAUGAUCGUUUACUUUCUCUUCUGGGCGCCCUACAACAUCGUCCUGCUCCUGGACACCUUCAGUGGCUCCUUCGGCCUGAAUAACUGCAGCAGCUCCAACAGGCUGGACCAGGCCAUGCAGGUGACGGAGACGCUGGGGAUGACCCACUGCUGCAUCAACCCCGUCAUCUACGCCUUCGUCGGGGAGAAGUUCCGGCGCUACCUGUCUGUGUUCUUCCGAAAGCACAUCGCCCGGCGCCUCUGCAAGCAAUGCCCGGUGUUCUACCGGGAGGCGGUGGACCGCAUGAGCUCAACGUACACCCCGUCCACCGGCGAGCAGGAGGUCUCGGUCGGGUUGUAG